AGGUUUCCGGUACGGAUCAGUUGCUGGUAGUUCCUCCAGUCUAGGUCGGUGAGGAGUGGAGACAGCCAGGGACCGAGCUGAAAUGUCGGACAGCGGGAGUCAGGAAGCCCCGAAGACACGGAUACCCAGGCCGACGGUUGGCAACAAAGUGACCGUGGUACUCGGCGCUCAGUGGGGCGAUGAGGGGAAGGGGAAAGUUGUGGAUCUGCUGGCACAGGACGCGGACAUGGUGUGCAGAUGCCAGGGCGGCAACAACGCAGGACACACAGUGGUGGUCGACUCAGUCGAGUACGACUUUCACCUCCUACCCAGCGGCAUCAUCAACCCCAAGGUCACCGCUUUCAUUGGCAAUGGCGUGGUGAUCCAUCUUCCAGGCCUGUUCGAAGAAGCAGAAAAAAAUGAACGCAAAGGAAAAAGUCUAAAAGGCUGGGAGAAACGGUUGAUCAUCUCGGACAGAGCACACAUUGUGUUUGACUUCCACCAAGCGGUUGAUGGCGUUCAGGAACAGCAGAGACAAGAGCAAGCAGGCCAGAACCUCGGGACGACGAAGAAGGGGAUUGGUCCGGUGUACUCGGCUAAGGCGGCACGCUCCGGGCUCAGGAUAUGUGACUUGCUGGCAGACUUCACACAGUUCUCUGAAAGGUAUAAAGCUUUGGCCCAGCAGUACCAGUCUAUGUACCCCACUCUAAAGAUCGACAUAGACGGAGAGCUGCUCAAGUUAAAGGACUAUGUUGAGCAGAUCAAGCCCAUGGUAAGAGAUGGUGUGCACUACAUGUACGAGGCACUUCAUGGUCCUCCUAAGAAAAUCCUGGUGGAAGGAGCCAAUGCAGCGCUGCUGGACAUUGACUUUGGAACGUACCCGUUUGUGACGUCGUCCAACUGCACGGUGGGCGGGGUGUGCACGGGCCUCGGGAUGCCGCCUCAGAACGUCGGCGAGGUUUAUGGGGUCGUCAAGGCGUACACCACAAGAGUGGGCAUCGGUGCUUUCCCCUCAGAGCAGAAGAAUGAGAUCGGAGACCUGCUGCAGACUCGAGGGAAGGAGGUCGGCGUGACCACAGGCAGAAAACGACGGUGCGGUUGGCUGGAUCUGGUGCUCAUCAAAUAUGCACAUAUGAUUAAUGGCUUCACUGCUUUAGCUCUCACCAAACUCGACAUACUUGACGUUUUCACCGAGAUCAAGGUCGGCAUAGGGUACAAAGUCGACAACCAAACUAUACCUCACUUUCCAGCCAAUCAGGAGGUGCUGCAGCGUGUGGAGGUUCAGUACGAGAUCCUGCCCGGCUGGGACAGCGACACUUCGGCCGCUAGAAGCUUCGAGGAGCUGCCCGAGAACGCACAGAAAUAUGUUCGCUUCAUUGAGGAGCAUGUGGGAGUGCCUGUCAAAUGGAUCGGAGUGGGGAAGUCCCGGGAGUCCAUGAUCCAGCUCUUCUAGACAAAUGGAAAGAAACACAGCCUACCUACCUGUUUUAAACCUCCAAACAAAGACGCCACCGUCAUCAGACUGUGCCGGACUGGACUUCUCCAGUCUGUUUGGAUUUUUAACAGUUUUAAACUUUAUUAAAACAGCAUCACAAGGCGCUCUGCUAACAUUGCAGCGUUUGUUUCAUAUACAACACACUGGGCAACACCAGCUGCCAUCAGGUGAGGGCGUGAAGGAACGGCCACGAGACACACGCAGGCACUGGAUCGCUCGUUUGAUUGAACACAUCGUUUGACUGUAUUUUGGUUGAUCUAUGCUGUGAUUUUUAACGCGCUGUGUUUUCCCCCUCAGCACUUUAGAUGCUUUGGACUGUAUGUGCUUUAUGUUUUAUUCUUCCAGGUGUACGGCGCAUCCUCACACGAUAAAGGGAUCGGCUUGUAUUUUAAAUGUGUCUUUCUGUGUUCUCAGUGUUAAAACUUGCCUUGUCAUUCAACUCCAAAAAAAAAAAACAAAAAAAAAACCUAGCUUUUAAAUUUUUUCCGUAGCUGAUCGCUGUGGGAACGCUCGAGUUUUAAGGAUUAAUCUCAGCAGGUGAGCUCUCCUCUAACCACUAACAGGCACAGAAAUGUUAAUGUAACUUAGAUUUUCGAAGUAAACCAAAUUAGUCUGUCAGCACUUUUCCACGCCUCACAUUCUUGUGAUUAAUGUUGUUUUGUCUUUGCACUGUCAGCACAUUGUUCUGGUAACAUGGGAAGGCAAUGAUUCGAUGUAUGCUGUCUUUUUUUUUUUUUGCCCAGUUUUCUGCAAGACUGUAAUUACGUUUUGGCUUCAGGUACUAAAGUACCUGAAGUUCCACAGUAGAGUACUGCAUUGAAUCCCCACCUUAGUGGAUGACGACAUUGUUUGCAUUUACAGUUCUGUGCAAUGAAGACAUUUUGUGUGUUGGAUCAAAAGGUGAUCAUGAGAAGAGACACAAAAAAGUUUCAGCUUUUAUUCAGUAUGCAUUAAAUAAACUUUAGAUUUCCUGUUUCUUCACUGGUCAUGCCUUUACAGGAUUUUACUGCAGCAUCGUGUAGUUGUCAGAUUUGUUGGGGUUUCUCCCUUAUGUCUUCUCUUCAAGUUUUUAAGUGCAUGGUCAUUAUGUAUCCUGCUGAAGUCCUUUGUUGAGGUGGUGGUGUGCUUUGGAUUAUUAUCUUCCCACAUAAUAAAGAUCCUCCUGAUUAUUUUGGAUGAA
Pelmatolapia mariae (spotted tilapia) is the source of this 2654-nucleotide messenger RNA. RefSeq names its product adenylosuccinate synthase 2 (gene adss2). Lineage: Eukaryota; Metazoa; Chordata; Actinopteri; Cichliformes; Cichlidae. Gene Ontology annotation, cellular component: cytoplasm. Gene Ontology annotation, molecular function: GTP binding; adenylosuccinate synthase activity. The record is from RefSeq and is a predicted model, not a curated record. Gene Ontology annotation, biological process: 'de novo' AMP biosynthetic process; IMP metabolic process. The transcript is spliced from 13 exons. The coding region runs from base 83 to 1432 and encodes 449 amino acids.